Molecule: messenger RNA, 957 nt
Organism: Glycine soja
Lineage: Eukaryota; Viridiplantae; Streptophyta; Magnoliopsida; Fabales; Fabaceae
Exons: 3
Coding region: 340-630 (96 amino acids)
Source: RefSeq, a predicted model, not a curated record
UGCUUAAACUCUUGAACGAAAUAAUUUGUUACAAUUUCGGUUUAACAGAAGGAGUUAAUCUUCCAUACGCGCGACCUCCGGUGUUGUUUGUGCCAACAGUCGCGCGUAACCAGUCACAGUCGCGCGUGACCGGUCACAGUGGCGCACCUCGAGUCACAUCCGGUCACCGACGUGCUGUAUCCUCGACUCGCCUCAUCAUCACCCUCGUUGCGCGCCUCACCGUCGUGUUGCAUCUCUUUUCACUUCGUUUUUACUGCUUCUUCUUAAUACGUGAAGCAACUCCUCCGUAAUUUCUGUUCUUGAAUACCCAUUGAGGGUGCUGAAGGGGAAGUUAUUGAAAUGGCAAGCUACCUGUGGAGAAAAUAUGCAGAUUAUUUGUACACAAAGUGGGAAAAAACCUUUCUUUGGGACAUGGUGGAACCUUACAGAAGGCCCAAAUCCUUUACUCCAUUGGUCACUAUUUACAUGGCUGCUUUCUACUCUGGAGUCAUUGGUGCUGCCAUCACUGAGCAACUCUACAAGGAAAAGUACUGGGAAGAGCACCCUGGGAAAGCAGUGCCUCUCAUGAGACCAAAGUUUUAUGGGGGUCCUUGGAGGGUCAUGGGCGGUAAUGAACCCCCAUCCGAAUGAAAAGCUCUGGAGGCAGCAUUUUUCAUACUUAAUUCCAAUUCACUUCAUGUUUUAUUAUUAUUUGAUUACUGUCUGUUUGGUGUCAACAAAAUUUUACUGCCACACAUAUUAUAUCAGAGUGUGGUCUUUUUUGUAAUUGUGUUAUUAAUAUCACUUGUUGAUUGGCUAUUAAUAUAAGCAGAACAUGGUAAUUAGGUACUAUGUUUUGGUUUAUGCCUUUAUGGAAUUAUUGGUGAUCCACUUCAAACCUCUCGAUGUACAUGAACUUUAUUUUUGUUAAUCUUGUAUUACUUUGCUUCUUGACAAGGACUGACAUUUUUUCUUCAA